CAUUUUGGUAGGUCACACAUUGCAACACUUGACUAAGGCAGGAGAAUCUGAAAAGAAAAUCGAUUAGAAUAUGAUUGUAAACAAGUGAAACUGAAUAGUCUUGCAUCUUCCAUGCUGAGAGAGAGAGAGAAAAGUCAACAAAUGACAUAUGGUAAAAAUCUGGUGGAAGUGGAGGUAAAAAGAAACUUAGCAAAGCUGAACGACUGAGAUUACAGAAAGAAGAAGAAGAUAGAAGAUUGAUAGAGGAAGAUUUCUCAUUCUUCAGAGGAAGCCCGUUUACGAGCUGAACAAGAAGAAGCAGAAAGACUUGAAAAGGAGAGAAUUGUGCGAGAGGAGAGGGAAAGACUUGAAGCAAAAGAUCAAGAGCGGAGAGGGACUGAACUUGCAGAACUCCAUUCAUUAGAAGAGAACUUUUUGUCAGCAAGGCAAUGGAAAGCAGAUUAUAGAGCACAUGCUAAGUGGGAGCAUUACAUGCAAUGUGAUGGGAGUCCUGACCCAGCUGUGCCCCAAGAAAUUAACACUUUCAUGAGCUUGUGGCAAGAAAAUAAAAAUGAGGAUAUUGAGUUUGUGAUCAAGAAAGGAAACCAAGUGCUAAAUUUAAUUGAGAAGUUGAAUUUUCUGUUAUUGGACACACCGCCAAAUGAGCUAAUGGAAAAGGUCAUCAUUCAGUACCAGGAGUCAAUUCUGGAAUUGCAGAGUCUUCUUCAUCAGAAAUACAAUGAAGCAACAGAGCACCUACUUAAAAAGGCUAGUACUUUCGCAGAUUCUGACAGUGGAAAUAUGGAUGUGGUCAUAAAAGAUAAAAAUAUCACUUUCUGUAUUUGGGGAAACCUCAAGAAGAAUCCAAGAUUUAAAAAUCAUAUGUUUUGUGAUGCAGAAAAUGGAUUUGAUCUUCCAAAGACAGUGGCCACAAGUGAUGUUGCUGUCCGCAUCUUGCACACUCAUUAUGAUCAUAUUUCCCCACUACAACUCAUUCCCAAACUGCAUUUAAAGGUGCAAGCCCCAGAAAGCAAACCAGAAUUAACUGUGCUUUAUGAUAUGAAAGAAGAAAAAGAAGAGGAACAAAAGAGUGGGGAAGACAGCAGCCUGGUAAUUGAAAAGGAAUCUGAUGGAAGAAAGAGUGCCAUCUCUUUCAAAGACAGCACUAAAAUCGAUCCUGGUGAAAAUGAGAAGCUAGAAGAGGAAUCUGAUAAGAAAUUAGAAAAUGUUAGCACCAUUUCAGGAGUUCAGGUUGCACCACUGCAGGUGGCCACUGAUGAAAAAGAAGAAGAGAUAAUUGGCGAAAAUGUAGUUGAUUUGCACCAGUUCACACCAGUGGGUGGAGUGUACCUUAUUGAUGCACUGAAGCUCCCACCUCAAGCCAAACAAAUCAAAGGCUGGACCAUGGUGGAAUUACUCGAUGUAGGAUUGGAGACAUAUCCGUAUCCUCCAGAAUCAGAAGAAACUGAAGAUGCCACAUAUCCACGUAUAGGGGUGAUUCUUAGACUUCUUGACAGUGUGAUCUUUUUUGAGGAACCUAUGGUUGCCAGAUGGGAUUCUGCAGGCAAACAAUGGAGAACUGAUGGUAUCAGUGACAUAAAGUACAAAAUGAAAGAGAAACAAAUCUCUUUUGAGAUGGAUGCUUUUUAUACAAUCACACUGAUUCAGGAUGCUCACCUCAAUAUGCCAUACCAGUCAUGGGAACUGAGACCUAAUGGCACAGAUGAAUUACUUUUCACGGUUGUUACAGCCUUUGCAGACGUUCAAAUGCAAAUUAAGGGUAAUCAGUGUAUGCUGUCUUCAGUCAUGGUGGAUGGGAGUGAACAACUUUCCCACUUGACGGGAAAAUGGACAUCUCUAAUUGACCUGAUCAUUGCUUUGAAAAAGGCUGGUGUGAACAUUUUCCCAUCAGACUACUCUUACAAGUACGUCUGCGUGAACAAGAAGACUCCACUAGCAGAAUUCACAACUUAUCAACAGAUGGCGCUGGUUGCAUCUGCUUUUGCUUUCAGUUGGAGCAAGUGGAAUCUGGCAUCUGGUCAAGAUCAAGUAGUUUUUAAGGUGAGCGAACACCUUAAAACAGAUGCUGUUAAAGAUGAAGACUGGUCCCUUUACAUGUUUAAUGGUCAGCGAGCACAAAGGCUCAGAAUCAGUGAAACUAGUGAAGCCUUCUCAGAAGAUCUAGCGGAAAAUACUGAAUUUCAUUCUACUCUCUACCAUCUGAUCAAAGAUUUUGCCAGUGAAGAAGCAAUUGAAAAAGUAAAGAAAGCCAGUUGCCUAUUUAUUGAUGCUAUAUCUCAGCUACUCAUCGCUACUAGAGUGUUAACAUACUCUUAAGCCAGUAUUUUAAAUUAACUUUAUUGAGCAUCAAGAACUCUGUCAAUAAAAUUACAUUUGAUGUCUGUCAUUUCACAUGCAAAUCAAAACAGCUUUUUAAAUGCCUAAAAAUGCAUAAAAGUUGUUUUUGUGAAUAAAAUUCUUUACUUUCUAGUAA
Messenger RNA from Chrysemys picta bellii (western painted turtle), 2473 nucleotides. The record is from RefSeq and is a predicted model, not a curated record. NCBI's taxonomy places the organism in Eukaryota, Metazoa, Chordata, Testudines, Emydidae.